Molecule: messenger RNA, 495 nt
Organism: Heterobilharzia americana
Lineage: Eukaryota; Metazoa; Platyhelminthes; Trematoda; Strigeidida; Schistosomatidae
Source: the annotation of a GenBank genome assembly
CAUCUGUCACUUCAAAAGGGUUCACUUUACCUCGAGAUUAGACGUCAGUAACAAUAUUAGCAUGAGUUUAGAACUUUGACAGAUAGUCAAGGGACCUGGUUUCUCUUGGACAGUGCUUCUCAGAUGACGUACGGAAUGUAUAACACAGUGGUUUAUGGUCAGGAAGUAUAGUGAAAACACGACAGUGCAAUAUAUAAUAGAAAUGUUCUACGGCAAGGUCGAUAGCUAACAGUUCCCUUCCAAUGGUGUUGUUACUGGUCUGGUUAGGUUCUAGGCUCUUGGAGGGAAUACUGGAGAGAUAUAGCCAUUAUGAAUCUUCCAGUGUAAUAAUGCUUCCCGUCUUACAUGAGAUACAUCUGUGCAGAAAAGCAGUGAUGUUGUUGGAUUCAUGCGACUUUCUCAAGUACUACCGUAAGCCUAUCAAACGCUUCCCUUGUUGGAUUCGUGAAGGUAUAUUUCUACUGAAUACCCUAAAGGGUGCAAAUUAGAUUCACA